This is a messenger RNA of Galleria mellonella (greater wax moth), 3780 nucleotides long. It is a transcript of the gene CYLD, whose product is annotated as ubiquitin carboxyl-terminal hydrolase CYLD. Gene Ontology annotation, molecular function: cysteine-type deubiquitinase activity; K63-linked deubiquitinase activity. The transcript is spliced from 12 exons. Gene Ontology annotation, biological process: protein K63-linked deubiquitination. The record is from RefSeq and is a predicted model, not a curated record. Bases 223 to 2112 code for a protein of 629 amino acids. Gene Ontology annotation, cellular component: cytosol. Lineage: Eukaryota; Metazoa; Arthropoda; Insecta; Lepidoptera; Pyralidae.
UGACGUAAUGAUUUGAUUACUUUUCCUUUACACAUUUAAAUUGUCAAAUCAACAAUCUAAAAUUUUAUUGUUUAUUCCCUUAUUAUUCACCAAUUUAUUUUGAUUUUACUAGUUUUCAAUGAAUCAGUAAUCAUUCAAGAACACUUUUCUAUACCUGAAAUAAAAGAAUACCAAAUUACCAAGCAAAUAAUGUAGUUUCGCCCGCCAACCUGUAUCAACAGAAUGAACAGUAAUACUAAUAACAAUCAUCAAGAAAAUGACAAUACCAGUUGCAGUGAUAAAGCUCAGCUUGAACUAUAUAACUUAAUUGGUGGGAGCUGGCCACCAGCACCCCGUGCACCUGAGCGACUUGAGUAUGGGUCAGUCCCUAGAACUCAUAAUCGCACUAUGCAGCAUAAUUCACCUAAUGAACGAAUAAAGUCUUUGAACUUGCUCGCUCAUCUAGCUCCUGAACGACGUCGCAAUAAGCCAACUGUAUCCACAUCAGCACCAUUAACAGUCGGACAGAACUCUGGACAGAAGUCCAAAAUGGUACAAGAACCUAAGAAAAUUGGUACUUGCAUCCUUGUUGACGUCCGUAGUGACGAUACGCCGUCGGAGGAGGUGUACGACACACCGGCACUGGGGUCCCCUCGAGCAGUCGCGCCAACAUCGACAUCUCCACUUCAAUUACAAGAAGAAAUUGGUGUUGGAUCCUUAGUUGAAGUGGCAACGGAUGUUGAUCAACAUUAUUAUGGAGUUGUCAGGUGGAUUGGCAUAGUUGAUGAUACUGCGACGGCGGGUGUUGAGUUGGAACAGAAUGUCUCAGGAUUAGGCGACGGUUCAAAAGGUGGGACACGCUUGUUUACAUGUGCGCCCGGUCGCGCCCUCUUCGUACCGCUGCCCUUAUGCCGACGCGAUGCGCGAUUCCGAGACACUCCGCCCCCAGAUCGUGCCGACCUCCAUGAGACGAAUGACUUUGAGCAACCCGAUUGUCCAGUAGUGCCGGGCGUUGUACCACCGCUGAGCUCACUGGGCGAACUGGCCGGCAAGAACCGCGGUAUCCAGGGCCAUCACAACUCGUGUUACCUGGACGCAACAUUGUUUGCCAUGUUUACUUUCACUAGCGUUUUCGAUGCUUUACUUUAUCGCCCGCCGGAGGCCGAGGACUCGCCGCACUACUCGGAGGUGCAGCGCGUGCUGCGCGAGGAGGUGGUGAACCCGCUGCGGCGGCACGGCUACGUGCGCGCCGACCGCGUCAUGAAGCUGCGCACGCUGCUCGAGCGGCUCUCCGACGUGCCCGGACUCACCUCCGAGGAGAAGGAUCCUGAAGAAUUUUUAAACGGUUUGGUAGCACAAAUAUUACGGGCAGAACCAUUUUUAAAAUUGUCUUCAGGGCAGGAAGCAUAUUGUUACCAACUAUUUGUGGAAAAAGAUGAACAUGUCUCGCUACCCACUGUUCAGCAGCUACUGGAACAGUCAUUUGCUACAUCUGGCGUAAAACUUAGUGAAGUUCCAGCAGCUUUCAUAAUUCAAAUGCCCAGAUUUGGAAAGCAAUAUAAGCUUUAUCAACGAGUAUUACCGUCACCGCUUCUCGACGUUACUGAUCUCAUCGAAGGAUUGCCGCGGCAGUGCACGGUGUGCGGCUCGCUGGCGCGCUGGGAGUGCGGCGAGUGCAGCCGCGGCGCCGCGCUCGAGGCGGGCGCGCUGUGCGCCGCCUGCCUGCGGCUCACGCACGCCGCGCGCCCCAACCAUCAGGCAACUCCUUUAACUGUCUGUGAAGAAUUUGAAAAUAUUCUCGAAUCUUGCCCAAUUCCAAGAGUUUAUAUGGAACUAUUUGCAGUGCUAUGUAUAGAAACGAGUCACUAUGUAGCCUUUGUGAAGGCAGGAGUGGGGCACGACGCGCCGUGGUGCUUCUUCGAUUCUAUGGCCGAUAGAAAAGGCGAGCGGAACGGCUACAACAUUCCGGAAAUAGUGUGCAUCGAGUCGCUGGGCGCGUGGCUGAGCGAGGAGGGCGGGCGAGCGCCGGCCGCCGCGCCCGCCGCGCGCCAGCUGCCCGCGCACGCGCGCCGCCUGCUGGCCGACGGCUACAUGUGCUUCUACCGCAGCCCCGACGUCGCCAUGUACCGCUAGCCGCCGGCCGCCGCGCCCGCCGCGCGCCAGCUGCCCGCGCACGCGCGCCGCCUGCUGGCCGACGGCUACAUGUGCUUCUACCGCAGCCCCGACGUCGCCAUGUACCGCUAGCCGCCGGCCGCCGCGCCCGCCGCGCGCCAGCUGCCCGCGCACGCGCGCCGCCUGCUGGCCGACGGCUACAUGUGCUUCUACCGCAGCCCCGACGUCGCCAUGUACCGCUAGCCGCCGGCCGCCGCGCCCGCCGCGCGCCAGCUGCCCGCGCACGCGCGCCGCCUGCUGGCCGACGGCUACAUGUGCUUCUACCGCAGCCCCGACGUCGCCAUGUACCGCUAGCCGCCGGCCGCCGCGCCCGCCGCGCGCCAGCUGCCCGCGCACGCGCGCCGCCUGCUGGCCGACGGCUACAUGUGCUUCUACCGCAGCCCCGACGUCGCCAUGUACCGCUAGCCGCCGGCCGCCGCGCCCGCCGCGCGCCAGCUGCCCGCGCACGCGCGCCGCCUGCUGGCCGACGGCUACAUGUGCUUCUACCGCAGCCCCGACGUCGCCAUGUACCGACCGCCGGCCGCCGCGCCCGCCGCGCGCCAGCUCGCGCACGCGCGCCGCCUGCUGGCCGACGGCUACAUGUGCUUCUACCGCAGCCCCGACGUCGCCAUGUACCGCUAGCCGCCGGCCGCCCGCCCGCCGCGCACCACCACGACGCACCACCAUGAGUUAGAGAUCGAUGUACUAGAAUUUACUUUAAAAAAAAAAAAGACCAAGAGUUAGAAUUUGAAAUCAAAACCGGAAUACACUCUCUUGUCGAGCAUCCCUCCGUUAUAAGGAUUUUUUUUAUUUCCAUGUAAAUCUAAAUAAGGAGUGGAGCUGUAUUUGUAUGAAAUCGACCGAUUCAGCUUUUUAAAAUAGGUUUAAUAAUAAUAACGUCUUUUAAUUCGAGCAAUAGGCACAUACCAAUAUACAUGGACUCAUACUUUUUACCAAGUAUUAGAUUGUAAAUACAUGUCUUGAUGUCUUAUGCUCAAUUGUAUAUUAAUUGUAAUGUUAAAUGAUAAGGUGUGGACAUAGUCUAUUGCUUACCAUUUAAACAGGUUUAAUGCUCGAUCGUCACGAUGAACGUCGGUUUAAAUCUUUGAUUAGUUACCGAGAUAUGACUAUUAAAACCAACAUUUCAGUAUUACAAUACAGACAAAAACAUACAGCAUACUGAGCUGACACACCUCUAAUUAUGUAUCUAUCUUUUAUAUAUAUAACAAUCAAUUACUAUUCGUUAGUCUCGCUAAAACUUGAAAAGGCUUGAUCGAUUUGAAUAUUUCUUUUUACUUUGUUCAUUAUAAUACAGAGGUGAUUUAAAAGAAAUAAGUGUGAAAAUUUUUAAAGAUUAGUUGAAAAAUUAAAAAUAGAUUAUUUUGUAUAGGAAUUGCUACUUCAGAUUACUUUUAUUAUAUGGCAUUGUAGGUGAUACGAAGUUUAUCGGGUCAUCUAGUAUUAAAAGAAAACGUUAGUAGAAAUCAACAAUAUUGUAAUAUAUAGUAGCACAUAUUAUAUGUAUAUAAAUGUUUAACAGUGCAAUAAAGGAAUGCAAAUAAUAGUUUCAUAUUUGUACUUAGUACACUUUUGUAAUUUAUAUGUUAAAAAAUAUUUUAUUACUAAUAUAAAUAGUUAUUUUCAAACCUA